CCGCUUAAAGUUUUCUUUGGUCGAUAAAAUAAAAGAAGAAAAAGGAGAUCCACCUGACAGUGGAUGCAUAAGAAAAAGAAAAAUAAAUAUGCAGUAUCUUUCAAUCAGAGUAGAAUAAUUGUUUAUUUCUUUUCCCUGUCUCUUCUCUUUUCUAUUCAAUCUUUGCCAGUGGAGAGAGACUUGAACUGUGACAUCCGAUACAGUGAAGCCGGAAGAGAAAGCCGCCUUUGCAACUUCCCCCCAACUCGCCAUCUCUCCCUCUCUAACUCUCCAACUCGCAAAAGAACGGUCUGGACAAGACCUGCAUAGGGUGACACCGCAGGAAACGUUGCGGAGCGAGUGAUCGGUUGGCAAUAUCAGCUCUAGGCUCCGCACUUAAAGUUCUCUUACUUUGCUUUACACGAAGAAGGGGACGGCGA
Aspergillus welwitschiae is the source of this 419-nucleotide messenger RNA. RefSeq lists its product as uncharacterized. The transcript has a single exon. The record is from RefSeq and is a predicted model, not a curated record. Lineage: Eukaryota; Fungi; Ascomycota; Eurotiomycetes; Eurotiales; Aspergillaceae. Bases 64 to 309 code for a protein of 81 amino acids.